GGCAGAGAAACGGAUCUACCGGCAACGACAGGUGGACAACCGCUACUAAAACAGUAGUUUCGUCUAAGAGCAAGUAUCCACUGUAAACAGCCUCAGAAGCUCAUAGCUUCAAAUCCAAUCGAGGCUUUCCACGUCAAUGUGACUGUAUUUUUUAUGACGUGGCUUCCACCUAUUGGUACAGCUGCGUUCCCAUGCUUGGAUUAGCUGUUACCGCUUAAAUUGUGUCCCCGUCAUGAAUACCUGGCAACUGGCAAUUUCAGGUAACGGUAAUAAUAACAGUUUUCGUAUUAAGAGAGGCGGGGGAGAGGACAGCGAAUUGGGGGUUUCUGGAGAUCGUCUUCUCUCUUCGAAAUCCUGAUUUCGAAGAAGGAGAUGGCUUCAGGAAACACUGAAACCGAAUCCGAAAUGGCGGAUAUGGCGUUCGCAAAGCGAGGUUGUUGUUUCUGGAUGCCGUGUUUGGGCUCCGAGCGGUCUGCCAGGGAUGGAUCAGUGUGGUGGGAGCGGGUAGGAGGCCCGGCCGAGAAGAAAGAUGGGUGGUGGAGCAGAGGCUUGAACGCGCUGAAACAGAUCAGGGAGUGGACGGAGAUCCACGCUGGUCCAAGAUGGAAGACCUUCAUCCGGCAGUUCGGGAAAAGCCGCGGCGGUGGCGGAGGCCGGCACGGGAAAUUCAAUUACGAUCCAUUGAGUUACGCCAUGAACUUCGACGAAGGACCGAGACAGUACGGUCAUUUGGAUGAGGACCACGGCUACCCUGAUUUCUCCUACCGGUACGCAUCAUUGCCGCCGUCGGUAAAGUCGUCGAUGGAUCUCGGCAACGAUGGGCCGUCAUUCACGUGAGUGGCACACGAUGACAGAGACGAAAGAACCGCAAGCGGUAGACACUUGGCGCGAACUUCGGCGUGGACCCGGAGCAUCGUCAAGUGUAGCAGUUGGUUGACUUUUUGGACGGUAUUGAUUGCCUGGCCAAUCAGCGUCGUAUUUUUUUUCCAGUAUUUUAUAAAAAAUUAUUUAAUAAUUCCAUUUCCCAUUGUCAAAACUCAGAAGAGUCAGAUAAAAAAAUAAAAAAUAAAAAGGAGAAAAAUAGAAGGUUUUGAUCGUC
Molecule: messenger RNA, 1099 nt
Organism: Vitis vinifera (wine grape)
Lineage: Eukaryota; Viridiplantae; Streptophyta; Magnoliopsida; Vitales; Vitaceae
Exons: 1
Coding region: 373-837 (154 amino acids)
Source: RefSeq, a predicted model, not a curated record